Dama dama (fallow deer) is the source of this 2379-nucleotide messenger RNA. Its product is annotated as small ribosomal subunit protein eS27-like. Gene Ontology annotation, biological process: translation; ribosomal small subunit assembly. Gene Ontology annotation, cellular component: cytosolic small ribosomal subunit; ribosome. Gene Ontology annotation, molecular function: structural constituent of ribosome; RNA binding. Lineage: Eukaryota; Metazoa; Chordata; Mammalia; Artiodactyla; Cervidae. The transcript has a single exon. Bases 1891 to 2052 code for a protein of 53 amino acids. The record is from RefSeq and is a predicted model, not a curated record.
UUCAGCUUAGCUGAGUUAUCUGUAGGGUCUCACAAGCCUGCAACAAGGCAUUGGCUGGGUUAUGUUCCCAAGUUGAAGCCAGGAUCCUCCUCCAAGCUCAUGAGGUUGUUGUAACAAUUUCUUGCAGAUUUAGGACUGAGGGUCCUAUUUUCUUGCGGUCAGCAGGGGGCAGCUCUCAGAUCCCAGAGGCUCCUGCAGCUCCCUCCCACGAGCCUUCUCCACAGGCAGUUCACAACAUGGCAAAGUUCUUCUUCAGGGCCAGCAAGAGACUCUCACGCCAGUCAGCAAGAAAGGCGUGUUAUGUAACGUGUCUGUAACCAUGCGAGUGACACACCAUUAUCUUCACCAUGUUCUACUGCCUAGAAGCAAGUCACAGGUGCCACCCACACUCAAGACGAGGGAAUCACACGAGGAUGGGACUCACUGAGAGGGUGAUGGGGUCAUGGAAAGGUGUAUUUGCUGCAGGAAUUUAAAAAAGUGAGAGGGGUCAGAGUAAACUGGUAUCCUCAGGGGAGGUUUUACGGAGGGACUUAGGCUACAGUUUGAAGGAUGAGUAGAAGUGAGACCAGCAAAGAGCGGAAGAGAAGAGGCAGGACAUCAAGGGCUAAAGAACUGUAUGAGUGAUGGUGUGGAGGUGGGGUUCUCCUCACAGUACACAAAAAGCUAACAGAAACCUGCUGACUUUGUACAUCACAAAGGGUAGGAGGACCUUUUUUUUUUUAACCAAAAAGGAAGUUGGAUAAUGGAGAGUCCUGGCCUUGGUGUCAGAAAAUGUGGGUUCCAUAUUCAGUUUUGCUAUUAACUAGCAGUGUGAUUGGGGUCUGCUGGUUAUCCAAGUCUUGUUUCUCAAAAACGCUUUUAUUUACCUGGUUAUUGUGAGGACUAAACACGCUCUUGAUUAGGUGCUCUGCAAAUUGCCCUAUUUCCAAAGGUAGCUUCAUCAACUUUCAAGUUCCUGCUCUCUCUGGGUCCCCCAACUCUCUGACUCCGCUUUCUCAGCCUUUCCCCCGUUCUCCUUCCUCUUAAAGUCUGCUAAAUUUGACGAGGGAGAGCAUUCUCUGGGCUCUGACCUUGGCGCGUCUCUCACUCACUACCCUUCUGCCUUGGGGCUCUCAGGAGCCCCACCCAGGACUGAUGGCUCCCAAAUCUACGCUCCAGCCCAGACCCUUUCCCCCAAUGCCAGACUCAUGCAUCCAACCAGUAACUGAUCAAUUCUUGGGUCUCCCGCAGGCCCCUCAAACCCAACAUACCCCAAACUGAAUUAUCUUUCCGCCCAAACUUUUUCCUCUUCCGUUUCAUGCCUGCUCUUAAAGAAUCCCACUGGCAAAUCAUCAUUCUUUCUUCCCCCACCCACCUGAGAGCCAAAUGGUCACCAAGUCCUUUUUCUUUAGCUUUUCUUCCCUCCAUCACCACUGCCCUCGCUUGAAUCUCAUCAAUUCUCACCUGAAUCACUGCAGUCACUUCUUAACUGAUCUAUCUCAUUCUAUCUCCACACUGCACAAAAUGAAACUUCUGAAGCCCAGAUCUGAUGAUACUGCUGCUCUGCUCAAAAGCAUUCAGAGGCCCCCAAGUACUUCGGAAUGACAUCCAAACUCCUGGGUACCCUCUUCAGCAUCUGAAACCCUCCUGGAUCUGACUCUUGCCCACUUCUCCUGUCUACUCUGUGCCCACUUCCUCCCUGUCGCCUCUGCUCUGGCUUGCAGUUCUUACACUGCUCCAUGUUCUUACAAAUCUCUGUGUGUCCUGUCAUAUUUAAAAUGGAUAACUUUCCAGCAGUGAAAAUCUCAUGAGAACGUGCUUCUCGCAAAGGGUCUUCUUCAUCCCUCUCCAGAAGAGGAGAAGAAGAAACACAAGAAGAAGAGCCUGGUGCAGAGCCCCAAUUCCUAUUUCAUGGAUGUAGAAUGCCUUGGAUGCUAUAAAAUCACCAUUGUCUUUAGCCAUGCACAAACAGUAGUAGUUUUGUGUAUUGGCUGCUCUACUGUCCUCUGCCAGGCUGCAGGAGGAAAAACAAGGCUUACAGAAGGAUGCUCCUUCAGACGGAAGCAGCACUAAAAGUACCCUGUAUCAAGAUGAAUGGGAAACCAUCCCGAUAAAGACGUGUUGGAUACAUCCUGUUUAUUGUCUUGUUUUACUCCUAGGAAGCUCCUACCACACAUAUUCAGGGGCAACCAGAAGAGUGGACUCUAGAGUCACUCUAGAGUCUGGGGCAAGUAAGUGGCCAAGUACUUAAAAAGUCUAUUUGGGACAUUGCUAUCCCUAGGUUCAUGGAGUAAAUCUGCAGAGUUUGAUUAAAAACUGGAAUAGUAUGUAAAUAGGGUAUUUCCUUUUACUUGUAUGUUUUCUUAGAACUAAGAACUGACAGUUGAUACUUAAAACACA